Molecule: messenger RNA, 5142 nt
Organism: Passer domesticus (house sparrow)
Lineage: Eukaryota; Metazoa; Chordata; Aves; Passeriformes; Passeridae
Gene: DNAJC12
Product: DnaJ heat shock protein family (Hsp40) member C12
Exons: 5
Coding region: 3524-4117 (197 amino acids)
Cellular component (GO): cytoplasm
Source: RefSeq, a predicted model, not a curated record
GGCGGGAGUUGGGAUUUGUUCAAAUGACAGCCCCAAGCCCGUUUAUGUUUCCCGUGCUCUGCAGGGUGUGCGCGGUUGUUCUCCCUGGUUUCCAGGGCUCUCCUGUUCUGUGGAGCAAUCCUUAGUGCCCCACCUGGGCACUGCACUGCGAACGCGAGGUGCCACGCGUGGGCUUUCCAUGGUGGGGUUUCUUUCGUCCUGGGAGUUUGGACUGGAUAGAACUUGGACUUUAUUCCCGGGACUGCCACCAACCUAGAAUUUUGGUCUAAACUUGUGGGUAGAAAUUUAAAUACUGUUACUGUUCAACAUCAUGAGCUAUUUGCGGAAUAGUAUUAGUGAAUUUAAUACAAUGGAAUUCCUAAAUUUAGUGGCAAGACCCAGGCUUGACAAGGUAGAAUUUCCACCUUGCAGGCCUUGAUAACAAACAGCUUUUUAAAAAACCUUGGGAGUAAAAAUUUUGAUACAUAUGGCUUCAAAGGGAUUACUUUAUGGAUAAGUAACUUUAUAGGUGGUCUUUGUAGGGGGAGGGAGGUUUGUGGUUUUUUUUCUGGUUCUUUCUUUCAGAUAUUAACAACCCUGAAAAAUAUGUUCAUACUGGUUUUUCCCACUACCUGCUUCUCAAAACAAGCUGCAGAGUAACCAGAUCAGAAAGUUUUUAUUAUUCUAUGCAACUUUGUAUGGAAGUGUUCUUUUUCCUUCUUGCCCCUGGAAGUUGAGGCAGGAUCUGUAAUUCUUAAAAAGCACAUGCAAGAUGCUUUUGUCAGCAUAUAAAGGGGGGUGGGAAUUUAAGACUGGUUUGGUGGUUAUUUUUGUGAAUAAGGAAGAAAUAAUCCAAGUGAUGCCGAUGCAGGAUCUGAGGCUUUCUGUGAGGGAGUGACUCAGGGAUCCUAAAGCCUCCUCUGAUCCUGAAGACAUUUCUCCACAUUAGUGAUGGAGUUGCCUUCUUUUGGGAGGUCAGUUUGGCAGUGCUUGGCUCCUCUCCUGUUUCUGCAGCUCUGAGCUUGUGCGAGGACAAGGAUGGGGCACACCAUGCAAAACUCAAAUGAGUUCUGUUGUGCCUUGGCCUUCUCAUAAAUGUGUUCUCUGCCCUCAGGAAGCAAAACCCCUGAAGUCAGUUGAGAAGAACUAGUCCUGUAAUAUUUGAUGUAUUUUACAGGAAUGAAUUCAAAUAGGGAUUUAUUUAAAGGGCUAUUUAUGAUUUUUCCAAGUUGUUGGUAAAUGUCCUGUUACAUUGAAACAGAAUUUAGAUUCACUCUGGGCUCUUAACAAACAGAAUUGUCAGCAUGUGUUAGGACUGAGAGACACCUUUUGUUGGUGGCUGGGUGCAGAGAACAAAUAUGAGAUUUCCUCACUUCACAAACUGAACAGUUUGUACAUCCUGAGCAACACCAACCACGGCAUGUGUAGGCAAUAGUCUGUGCCAUCUCCUGUGCUGCAAUUCCCUUUUAAAUGAACUUCAUGUCCUGGGGCUAAUCUUUGUCAUUUUUUUGUGUAAUACACAUGGCUGCUCUUGCUCUGCUUGUUGAUGAUGCUUUGGGAGCUGCCCCUCAGGAGUCAGUAGGAGCAGCGAAAGGCCGAGUUACUGCUCAGUGCAUGUUAUGUUCUCCAGGCAGCAGCCUGCAGCUCUGCUGGGGAGCCUUUGUGCCCCAGGCACCGGGGGGCUCGGGGGCAGGGGCGCUGCUGCAUUCCCUGGGAGCACAUUCCCUGGGAGCACUUUCCCUGCCAGCUCCCAGUUUGUCAGUGCAGUGCAGCCCCUGGAGCUGCAGCUGCCCACCAGCACAGAAAUAGCCCCUGAGAGCUGGAGGGGAAAAGGGUUAAAGAGCUUCCCUUUCACCUUGAGCAAAUACACAAGGAAUACUUGGAAGAGAAAGGGAUGUCAGGAAUGCUGUCGGGAGGAGGGACAGCUGUUUGUUUUUUGUCCUCCCACAGAGUACAACCUAUUUAAAUAUUUACAUGUUCUGUUAUUAAAAGACUUUCCUUUCUUUCCCGUACUUUUCUGGUUAUUAAGUUAUGAAUGGUGAUGGAGAGAUUUGUAAUUGCUAAUUCUUCCACUUGUAGUGAUGUUGUAAAAAAAUUUCUAUUUUUUUAUUUACUCAGAGAAGUAUGUUGGUAGAGUUUUCUAUCUGAUUUAAAUGGUUUCACCAAGGAUUGUGCUUUUUCUUUUAAUAUUAUUGCUUUUAGUUACUUUGUAUAUUGUAUAAUCUUAGGCGAUCUGAACAUGCAGUAAAAGUAGAAAAUUUCAGACAAUGCAACCUUGAAGAGAAAAUGGUGGAAGAUUAAUUUAAAUGUCAUUGCAGAACAUUAUUAAUGCAGAUAUUAAAACGCUUGUGGAUGCAGAAAUUCUGUAUUUAUUAUUCAUAAAUAGCUCUGAAUGGUCACUGGGUGCUUAAUUGAUUCACACAUGGCCUGUUCCAGCCUUGGUGACAUCCUGGGCAUCCUUCUCCUACAAGAUCACUGCAUCUAGAACUGUAUAACCACUCACAGCAUCUAUUUGCAACUGCUGAGGAAACAUCAGGAGUUAAUGAUGUGAAACAUUUUGGGUUGCAGAGCUCUUGCAGGGAUGGGAAAUGUAAAAUCAGAACUCGUAAGGCUCCAGGGCAAAGACAUCAGCAUGUGGUUAGGUUAGGAAGUAAUAUUUUGAAAUCAACAGAUCAUGGGUGACACCAAAUGUGUCCAGAGUCUCUGCUGGGCUGAAGCCUUGGUCAUUAAUCAUUGUUUAAAAUUAAGGUGUUUCACCUCAAUGUAAAAGGAGUUUCACAAAGAACAUGUUUUGCACACAGAUCUUCAGUACACAGUCUGAAAGUAAUUUGGCAGGAGAAGGAGUGUUGAAUUUGGUAGUAGACAGUGAGUGUUUCAUGCCCUCGGGUAGUUUUAGCGGGUCAGACUGAGUGGUGUAGCGUUGCUGUUUGGUUUUGAGGAGCAGUUCUGUGUCCCCAAGGGAGCCUUCAGAGAGUGAAGGUUGCUCCCUUUGUGUUGAGCUGACUGGCAGACCUCUGACAGACUUUGGCAAGGUUGCUGCUUUGUUCUUCAAAUUUUGCACCUUGUAAUUGUUAUUUUGGAAGUAAAUCUUACUCGUCUAUAAUUACCAUCUAAUCAAAGAUGGUGGCAGAAGUUGUAAAUAAAAAUUGAACAGAAAAUGGCCCAGGUGCAGGGCGCCUCUCGGCGUGUGCCUGGUUUGCAGUGGCUGCACAGGUGAUGGCGAGAGAGAAAUCUCUGCCACGUUCCAGUGUCCAGAGCUCCGCGGUCUGGGCGGGAGCCACGGUUUGACGCUGGAGUGACUCUGGCGACUACAAAUCCCAGGGAGCAGCGCCGAGGGCCGCUCCGUGCGGGCGGGGCCAUGGCAGCGGGGCGCUCCCUCCCCGGCUCCUGUGUCAGCUGCCGGCGCUCAAAAGCGCCGCUCGGAGCGCCCCGGACUGCCAGCCGCUGUCGCCCUGGGCUCCUCCGCAUUCCCGUGUGAGCUCCGACUUGUGCUGUGCUCCGCAGCCUCCCUGCCGGCUGGAAGGAGCCCGCUGGGCCCGUGCCGAUGGAUGCCAUCCUGAACUGCAAGCCGGAGGACCUGGAAGAUUACUACAACUUGCUGGGAUGCGAUGAGCUGUCGACGGUUGAGCAGAUUCUUGCUGAAUAUAAGAUUAAAGCCCUUGAAUGUCAUCCUGACAAGCAUCCUGGAAACCCCAAAGCAGUGGAGGAUUUCCAGAGGCUGCAGCAGGCCAAGGAGACGCUGACCAACGCGGAGAGCCGGGCGCGUUACGAUCACUGGCGCCGCAGCAGAGUCGCCGUCCCGUUCCAGCAGUGGGCGGCGCUGGGCGGCUCCGUCAGAACGUCAAUGCACUGGGCUGUCCAAAGUAAGAAGGACCAAAUGCUGGAAGCUCCUGACUUUGGUAAUACCAACACUAGAACUAACGAGAUGUGGACCCAACAGAUGGAAAACAGUGGAGAUGGAUUAUUGGAAGGGAGCAGGGAACAAGAAGAUGUUGCAAUCCCUGAUGUGAAACCACAGUCUUCAAAGAAUCCAGACUCCCCAAGAUUUUCAGAGGGGAAUUACUGGCACUUGCGUUUCCGCUGGUCAGGCGAUGCUCCAUCAGACCUUCUGAGGAAAUUCAGAAACUAUGAGAUCUAAAAUGAGAAACACACAGGAGCAUGAGAUCAUCUGUUCAGCAUUCAGUUUGGGUUUUUAACAGCAGUUACAAGUUAUUUGUAUUUUGUAUUCUCUGAUUGUAAUGUGUUGUUCUAGUCAAUGUCUAAAUACUGAUUUAUCACACCUACUGUGAGCAUUACAGAUGGAGGUUUUUCUGUUCAAUAAGCAAAGCCCUUUUCAGUAUUAAUAUAAAGGGAUGUUGUGAGGUUAUCUAACAUCUAGUAUAUUGUUUCUUGUAUUCUCAAAUAUUGUGUAGUGAUUAAUAUUUCUUUCAAUAGUGUGAUGUUAUAAAAAACAUACUCUCAGUAGAACCCUGGGCUCCAGGGUAUCCUACUCAGCGUGGAUCUUCCAAAAGCUUUAUGACAAAGAACUGUAAACAGAGCUGUGCUUAUCUCUUAACUCUGUGCUCUGCUUCACUUCUCCAUUGCAUUGUACUCACUGCAGUGAUUUAUAAUGUACUCAUUACAAACUUAACUUGUAGGAGAGUUGUGAUCUUAUGUUAUAGAUGAAAUAAGAAGCUUCUUGUUAUCCAAGGUCUCUGUGACAGAUCAAGCACUCCUAAAAAGCACUUAUCUUGUACCUUAACAAGAACACUUUUUGCACUAUCUGUUUGUUUUGGAAGGCAGUUUCAGAGCUUUACUUCUCCAGGUAGCAAUUUUUGGUUUAAGAUGUAUUGGUGGAAAAUGCAUCCCGUGUGUAUGUGUGCCAACAUUGUCCCGUGGCUUCAUAGCAAUUCUCCUCCCUGCUCAGGUGUGCUAGACAUGGUUUUACCAGGGUUUUGUACAGUGAGGAAUGAAAAAUCAGAAUAGUCAGCACUAAUGUGUACAAAAUCUCACAUGAAAAGUUUUUGUUACUUUGGGCAACUCCAAAUUCUACAUUAUUGUUUAUUUAUUUUGUGUUUGUUUUCUUUUUUGCAAACUUGGCUAAUAUGUCAGGUAUUGACAUUGUGGUUUUGUGCAGGCAGAUAAUUCCAUCAGUAGCAAAUAAAACUUUAUGCAUACAGAAAA